ACUCGCCCCUCGACAUUCGUCCCUCAAAAUCCUGUCUAGGUCUUCACGAGCUGAACCACCAGCAAGUCUUUCGAUACUCUAUACAUCUACUACUUAACAAAGGUCGAGACACUCAUUGUGAUGGACGGAUGGCAGCCAGAACCUCAGCGCCACAAGGUGAAGACCCACCACCAGUUCACCUUAAAUCCACCAGGCCUCUCGAGCAAUGCUAACGUGAUGACACAACCGCAGAGAUCCUUCACUGAAAUGUCUCAUUCAGCAACACUCUCACCUUCACCCAUCGGAUUCAUGGGACCUGCGAGCUUCUUUUCGGCUCCUCGAUUCCCUCCCUCAUCCGCCAACGAGAAUCUGGAGCGUAGACGCACCUCACACCCACACAACUCGUACCUCCAACCUCGAGCCUCCGAAGAAAUGUCGGACAGACUUCAAUCUCAACAACAACAACAACGGCCUCGGCUCGAGCACAGGGCGUCACAAACAAUCAUCGAUCUCACUGACGAACCCGAGGAUUCGCCCGCUCCUCCUCGCAAUGCACAAGCCCGAAAUCGAUACUCACGACCUCCUCAACUUGGACGAAGUGAUGCUGUAAAUUUGGGGGAUCUGAUCGAUCUCACGGACGAUAGUGUGGAGCAAGAGGUCAUUUUCACUGGUGAGAGACAGCUACCAGCCCAAGCGGCUCGCCCCCGUUCUCGUGUGGUUGCCAGGCCCGCCGCUGCUGCUGCUCGUGCAGAUUCGCCGUCCCUCUUCUUACCAGCACGAAACCCACCAGCAGUAAAUCAGGGGAGAUUCAAUGGCCUUAUACCUCAAGGUAUGGCGUUUGGGGACCUGCUUGGGGGUUUUGAUGACCAUAGAGCCGCUUUGGGUGCGGGGAUGGGAUUUGGCCGUUUUCCGCGAGACUUUAUGGAUCAACUUGAUAUGGCACAAAUGGCUCGGAACGGUCAAGUACAGGCAAUGCCACAUGCUCUAGACUAUCAACACGCCGCAUUUGCAGAACAAAAACCAGAACACAUUCCCCCUCCAGCAGCCAGGCCGGGCUUCACACGAUCCACAAAAGAAGACCAUAUUCUGGUGUGCCCCAGCUGCGAGGAGGAACUUGUUCAGAACAACGAAGUUGAGGAGCCUGUCUUCAAGAAGUCUGGUAAAGCCCCCACGAAGAAGGAACGGGAGGAGCAUCCAUUCUGGGUUGUCAAGGAUUGCGGUCACGUCUACUGUAACGCUUGCUUCCAAGUUCGUGCCUCAAGUGGAAAGACUGGCUUUAAAGAAUCCACAAAAGUCGGCAAAAAGGCCAAGACUUUUACUUGUGCAGUGGAAGAUUGCGACUCGGAUAUCAAAACUAAAGAGAAGUGGGUGGGAGUGUUCCUUUGA
This is a messenger RNA of Cadophora gregata, 1365 nucleotides long. RefSeq lists its product as uncharacterized. Gene Ontology annotation, molecular function: ubiquitin-protein transferase activity. The record is from RefSeq and is a predicted model, not a curated record. The transcript is spliced from 2 exons. Gene Ontology annotation, cellular component: SUMO-targeted ubiquitin ligase complex. NCBI's taxonomy places the organism in Eukaryota, Fungi, Ascomycota, Leotiomycetes, Helotiales, Ploettnerulaceae. The coding region runs from base 121 to 1365 and encodes 414 amino acids.